AUGGUAUUACCAUGGUGCAAAGGUUGCGGUACCAAACAAUUCCUGCAAGGAGUGUCAAUUGUCGGUGCAGUUAUUAUGCCUCAUAAUUUCUAUCUACAUUCAGCACUUGUUAAGAGCCGUAAAGUCGAUAGAAGUCGGGAAGAACGAGUAAAAGAAGCGAAUAUGUAUUAUUUUAUUGAAUCUUUCUUUGCAUUGUUCUGCUCAUUUUGGAUUAAUACGCUUGUUGUUGCGGUCUUUGCAGAAGGAUUUUAUGGAAAGACUAAUGCUGAUGUGGUGAGUGACAUAUAA
Molecule: messenger RNA, 288 nt
Organism: Strongylus vulgaris
Lineage: Eukaryota; Metazoa; Nematoda; Chromadorea; Rhabditida; Strongylidae
Source: the annotation of a GenBank genome assembly